GCUUUUCUAGUUUUGACUUUCCAGAGGGCUGGGUUUGGUGAUACAGCUGUACGCGGGAGAAAUUUGGCACUCACGUUGAGGCAUAAGAGUCCGUGGUUUUGUGUUGCCGACCCGUCCAUUAAGUGCUAAAAGAACCAGCCACUGUCACUUCUAAGAAUGUCAUCAACAGAAGAAGUCCAUGAACAAGAACAUCACGAUGAAGUUGCAAGUAGUUAUGUUCCUCCACCACCAAAAUCUAUAGGUGAGCUGGUGGCAGCUGAUCAGGAAGAUGAAAGCCUGCGCAAGUACAAGGAAACUCUGCUAGGAAAUGCCAUUGCGGAAAAUAUUGUCAUAGAACCUGGAAAUCCCAAAAAAGUUUUGGUCAAGAAGCUAGUCCUGGUGUCUGAAGGACAGACUGAGAAGACAUUGGACCUUUCUGGUGACCUUUCUCAAUUAAAGCAAACUGUAUUCACGAUCAAAGAAGGCGUGCAGUAUCGAAUUCGCAUCGAGUUCUUCGUUCAGCACGAAAUUGUUACUGGACUCAAGUAUAUCCAAAAGACAUACAGGAAAGGAAUCCAAGUGGACAAAAUGACUCAUAUGGUUGGAAGCUAUGCACCCAAGAAGGAUUUACAAUCCUAUACGACGCCCCUGGAAGAUGCACCCUCUGGUCUACUAUACCGUGGACAUUACACGGUUUCAUCACUAUUCACUGACGACGACCAAAACGAACACCUCAAGUGGGAAUGGUCUUUUGAAAUCAAGAAAGAUUGGAAUUAAGAUGAUUACAGAGGAAACAUGAUUAAUAUGCCUUAUUGUAUCCUGGAGGACUCAAAACUUUUUUUUUGUGAGUUGAGAUUAUACCUCGUUCUUUCCCUAAUCAAAGUAUUGCUCUCGCACAAAAUUUUUCUUACUUCAUCUGUUCUUUUCUGUAUUCCCUUUUAUUCCUUCCUAGUCAUCGUCUAUCACGCGUUUUCCAGGAUUCAAUUUGAAUGCUUCUUCCUUUCAGUAUCUUCUUCCCCAUUCAUUCUCUUUCGAGCCUCAACCAUUCUUACAAUUUUCUUUUUUUUUUUUGAGGGCCUAAGAAUACCGUUUUCAAUAAAUAAGGAUUGUUUCAAUCAA
Molecule: messenger RNA, 1098 nt
Organism: Daphnia carinata
Lineage: Eukaryota; Metazoa; Arthropoda; Branchiopoda; Diplostraca; Daphniidae
Gene: RhoGDI
Product: rho GDP-dissociation inhibitor 2-like
Exons: 5
Coding region: 157-756 (199 amino acids)
Biological process (GO): Rho protein signal transduction
Cellular component (GO): membrane; cytosol; cytoplasm
Molecular function (GO): Rho GDP-dissociation inhibitor activity; protein binding
Source: RefSeq, a predicted model, not a curated record